Molecule: messenger RNA, 2225 nt
Organism: Lingula anatina
Lineage: Eukaryota; Metazoa; Brachiopoda; Lingulata; Lingulida; Lingulidae
Product: tripartite motif-containing protein 2-like
Source: RefSeq, a predicted model, not a curated record
CAUGGCGACAGCUUCAGGCGUAGAGGAUGAGGAGAGUUUGAGGGCAAAGAUUCGAGAAAAUUUCACCAACUGCUCCAUCUGCCUCAAAGAUUUUGAAGAUCCAAAAGUUCUGCCCUGUCUUCACACCUACUGUAAGCGAUGUCUGGCCAGCUACAUCCCCGGUAAUACACCAGGGAGCAAGUUCCUGUGCCCCGUGUGCCGGAAAGAAACAAUGCUUCCAGAAGAAGGAGUUGAAGGCUUCCUUCGUAACUACUUCAUAGACAGCCUCCAGGACACUGUGUUCACCCCGACCAGGAAGAAAAAAUGUGAUGCUUGUGCCAUAGACGGCGAUGAUGUAGAGGCAGUGUCCAAAUGUCUCAACUGCAGUGAGUACCUCUGUAGUCCUUGUGCCAAGUCUCACAUUCGUUUCAAAAUGUCACUGAACCACAAAAUCUACACCUUAGAUCAGCUUCACAGUGGGGAACACCAUCAGGAGGUCCAGGAAUUCCAGCGUGUCUUCUGUCCUGAACACAAAGAAGAACCCAUCAAGUAUUUUUGCCUUAAGUGCCAGAUACCCAUUUGCCGUGACUGCAAGGUCCUCACUCAUGAUGAACACAAGUGUACAUCCCUGGAUACUGCCAUAGAAACAGUGAAGCCCAAACUGGCGUCCAUGCUGGAGAAGUUAGUCGACAAGAUCAGCGUACAGGAAAACGAUUUAACCAUCCUUCAGGCUGUGCUCAGGGACCACGAAACCAAUACCAGCUGUGUGAUGAAGGACAUCUCAGACCACAGUCGCCAUCUUCAGCAACAGAUUCAGCAGCAGGAGAAAAAGCUUCUCCAAGAAGUUCAGCAAGUCAGCGAGGCUCAUAAGAAGAACAUCACCUUGUACUUGGAGAGUUGUGAGGUCACCACGUCAACCAUGAAGAGCACCUCAGAUCUAGUAGGCAGCAUCCUGUCCCGUGGUACUCCAGCCGAGAUCCUCAUUUUACAGCAGCAAGUAGGACACAGGUUACAGGAGCUCCUGCUGCCAUCUGGUGACGGUGAUAUCCCACAACACCUCAGCCUUCAACUACAGACCAACAGUGAUGUUGAUAGAGAAAUGGACAAGGGCACAGGACUUGGGACGAUACAACAAGACAGACAAGAUAUUCAAGGCAUUAGUUCACGUGAACCAUCGUGUGUAACACAGAAGGCACAGAUCAAAAAUAAACCGCACUUGGUUAGUCAGUUUGAUUCAAACUGUAUCAAUCCAUUUAGUCUGACCACCUGUGCCAAACCGCAGCAGGGAUACCUGGUGGUGGAUUAUGAUAACAACAACGUGUGCAGAUUUAGCUCAGAUGGACAACUCCUUUUGCAGCAAUCCAAGGCUGGUAGCAGGUCACUGGACAGACCUUUUGGUGUAGCAGUACUACCUGAUGGUACCAUAGUGGUCUCUGAAUAUGACAACAAUAAACUAAACUUCAUGUCACGGGACUUAAAUAUUACUAAAGAAGUGGAUAUGGAUGGUCCUGAUGGUUUACAUGUUACCGACUCCAAUACCAUUCUGGUUGCUCAGCCUAAUCUUAAACAAGUCAGCAUUGUCAACCUUCACGGUGCCACAGUGGGUACCAUAAAGCAUAGUAGCUUUCAGUGGCCUUGGUAUGUGACUGUUCUUAAUAUUAGGAACAUUGUUGUUUCUGAUAACGAAGCUAAAGCAGUCUUCAUCCUGAGUCCCACUGGAUCACUGCUCCACACCUACACUGGCUCUGGACAGAAUCAACUCUGUAAUCCAUGCGGUGUCUGUGUUGACCAGUAUGAUAACAUUAUGGUUGCUGACUACAUCACCAACAAAACUCACAUCAUUUCAAAUGAUGGCGAGUUUGUCCAGUUCUUAGCAACAGAAGAUGACGGGUUGCAGGCUCCAUGUGGUUUAACCAUCAACCAUGAUGGUGAUAUAGCAGUGUCUCAGCACGGAGGGAAGAUCAAGGUGUUUAGGUACAUGGAUUCAGAGUAGAUGAAAAUGAAUAAACCUGUCCUGUGGAGAUCGAUCAGUGCUUAAUGGUAUUUUUUCACUGUGGUGAACGUAAACCGUUUCUGAAGAGACACGUGCUUCAUUACCUAUGAUUACGAUUAUGAUUGGCUUACUUUAGACUGAAUUUCGUUAUGGUUGUUGAUUGCCAUCAUGAUAGAUAUUUUUAGUAACAUGGUAGUCAUCAUUUUUGUGUAAAUUUGCAAACAAUAAAAAACAUAUUUGUUCAUAUAUCCAG